ACCCUGUAAAAGUUCGUUUUCUCUGAGGGCAGACAGCAAGGCGGAGAGUUACGGAGAGACGGAGACAUAUCUGCGCGCCGCCGACUGAUACCCAGCGCGUCUGUUCUACAUGUGAACCACGAAAACAUCUUUUUCUUGAUGAAGGAUGCUUUUUUUUCUUUUUGUGGAGGUCUUGUCCUUCGUGUACGCGCUCUGGAGUCGGCGAAAUCUCCAUCUUCCAAGAGUGAGGAACACAGAGGCCAUGUCCGCUUGAAUGCACGACCAGAGACGGCAAAGGCGUGAGAGUUUAACGAGCCUUGAUUCUCUCAGUUUCCUUCCCUCAGCUUUUCUUUCGUUCUCUCUUCUUGUGCCUCUUUUCGCGCUGCCUCGCCAUCGCACUCCAGAAAACAUGAGAUGUCCUCCCUGUCUCCAGAGGGGAACAACACAACGCAUGCGCGAAGAGUUACACGAGGCCCUGCACAAGAGUCCAGGCUCCAGAGAAGCCAUUCAUUCACUUAUACAUGUUUGUAUAUUCGUAUCUGAGCAGGCGCAGUUUUGUAUUCGUAUAUGGAUAUUUGGAUAUCUGCAUGCGGCUCCGAAUCCUGAUGAAAUGUGUGUUUCGGUGCAUGCGAGGUGAUGCACAUGAAACAUCGACAUGAGCGUGAAAGGCAGAUGGGGAAUAGAUCUACAGAAAUAGCGUCAUCGUUCCUCGCGAAAACGGCGCAUACCUCGCAAUCUGUAUUCCCUGCGUUUAUCUGGUGGAGAUUUACACAGUUUAGUUCCCGCCUAUUUUUCGAGGCAUUUCGACGGAUUGCCGCCUCUUCGUUUCCUCCUUCAUCAGCCAUGACGCCGAGGCCUGCGUGUCAACUGCGUAGCCUCUCGGGCGGCUUCUCUCGAAGCGUCUGCCUCCGCUCCUUCUCUCGUUUUCCUCCCAGUUCUCCUUUUCCCUCCCCCUCCACAGACUCUUCGUCUCCAUCUUCUUUCUCAUCUUCUUCGUCUUCUUCUUACUCCUCCUUGUCGGAUAACGUCUCUUCCUCUUCUUCUUUAACGCAUGUGCAUCCUUCCUCCAACCUUCUACCUUGUCCGCUUCCGAUUUUCUCUUCUUCUCUCGUUUCAGAUGUCUCUGCUACUUCGUUGUCUGUGUCUCAUAACUGGAGACAUAUUCAGUGUUUUUCGUCUUCAUGUCCCUCUUCUGUCCCUGUCACUGCUGAGCGUUGCGGUCGGGCCGCUUGCUCGCCGAGUUACAGUGUUCGUUUGUCUUUCUCCCCUUCAAGUGUCUCUUCAUCUGACAGUUUGCUUUCCUUCUCUCCUCAUUUCCACCGUUCCUCUUCUUCUUCUUCUCGUUCUCAUUUCCACCAUUCUUCUUCUCCUUCUCCUCCUUCUUCUCCUGCUCGUCCUUCUUGUCUUUUUUGCCGCUCUUCUGCCUCCGCGCUCCGUGCUUCUUCUUGUUGCUGUGCCAUCCUCUCCAGUCCUCGUCCUGAGUCAUCGCUGUCUCUGUUGACGCCUGGUCUCCCUCGGGCCGCUGCGUACGCGUGCUCUCCCUCCUGCGUCGCUUCCUCCGCGUUUUCUUUCUCUUCGUUUCCGUCGCCUUCUCGGCCUUCCUCCGCCGCCUCUCUGGUCGCGUCCCUCCCUUCUCUCGGUCCUCACCAACUCGCGCCUGCCGCACGCAAGCUGCUGAACGAAGGCAUCUUGGAACCGCAAAUCUGGCGCCAACUCUCCCAGCGAACCAUCGCCAUCUGUGACGAACUGAAUGUCGAACAAAUCGCCCUCCUUCUCAAAGUCUACGCACUACGGAAGCUUCAGGAUUUCAACCUCUUCUCACACCUCUCAGCUCGCCUCAUUGCUCUCGCCCAGGCGUCCUCUCCUGAUUCUGAGCGCACAUGUUCUCUCGCUUCCUCUUCGUUUCCUCCUUCCUCUUCUUCUUCCUCUUCGUCUUCCUCUUCUGUGCUUUCUUCUUCGUCGCCUUCUCCUUCUCCGUUCCGCGGAGUCGAUUUGACAAAUAUUUUGGUUGCCUGUGGCCGGCUUCUCUUUUCAGACAGACGUUUGCAUGCGCUGCUAGCCACGCAACUCGUACAAGUCGUCUCCGAGCUGAGACCUAAAGAUCUUGUCAACAUUGCCCACGCCUACGCGAAACUGAGGAUAGCGGAUGAAGAGUUCUUUCGACUGGUCGCGAAAGCGCUACCUCCCUACGUGUACGACUUGACGCCGAUCGCAUUGGCAAAUGUCUGCACAUCUUUCGCGAGCGUGGGUUUGUAUGAGGAGAAAUUGUUCGACGCAGUGACGGCAGAAGCAGAGAGAAGAAUUUCCGAAUUCGGCGGCUGCGAGCUCCUCAGUCUUCUGCUCGGCCUGGGCAAAAUGCAGGCGGCUCUACCACCCAACAAGAAGCGACGGGAUGGCAGUUGCAUCAGCGCCAUUCUCCGAGCAUUGCGCGGUCGCAUGGGUCCGUUUGGUUUCGUCCAGAAUCUUCAGGUUCUGGAGUCUCUUGUACUUCUCGGGCACUACGAUUCUCUCUUCAUUCACACGAAACUUCUUCCUGCGCUCCUCGCUCGACGGCCAACGCCUCCAGGCGCCAGCGUCUCGGGGAGGCCUCACAGCCCCGCAGAAGCUGCUGCAGCUGCCACUGCCGAAACCGUGUUGGGACUCUACCUAAGAGUGCUGUGCUGUCUGUACCGCCUCCCAAACCUAUCCCAGACGGGGAUUCAGCUUCUGCAAGAAGUGGCCGAGCAGAUGCCGCGGUGCUUCCAAAGGACGCAGAUUGCAGGCAUGGCUGCAGCGCUUCAUCUGCUCCAUAAGCUCGACUGCCACGACUAUGACUGUUUUUCCAAGGCCGAGGCGAUUCUUUUAGCCGAUCGGGUGGCCACACUCCGUCAGCUGCGUUUCGCGAAUGUCCUGCAACUGCGAGAAGCUUUCCGGGCUCUUGGUGAUGAGGAACACUGGGGAGAAGUGCUCAAGUUCUUGGAUGACGUCGUCCAGGAAACUGAGACUCUCGUGAGCGAAGCACGCGGCACAGAAGACGCGCAUGCGACGACUGGCAUGGAUAGAGUCCACGGUGCGAUGAAGGUGGAAAGACGCACGGCGGUUUACGGGGAUUCUGCGAAUGACGAAACUGCUCACUUGAUGCGCGAUGAGCGAACCAGCGCAUCUGACCGCGGGCCAGAUGCGCUGGCACAGAAAUCAUAUUUAGCACGGGUAACAGAGAAUACUUUUGAUGAACAGGGUUCGCGCAGCGAGGAGGUCAGUUUUGGCGACAGUGACAGCGUAUGCAACACGCGAAAACCCGCUGGCUCUAGGCGUUCGGAAACUGUGGAGUUUAGUCGAGUUUCCGAUUCAGAAAGGGAAUCGAAAAAUGAGCUGGAAUUGCGGCCAGCAGAUGCAACUCAACCAGUGCGGAGACGAGACGCGGUAGUUCAUGCGCACCAGUACAGUCCAGAUGGCGAAUACACCACACGGCCAGUGACUCUGGACAAGCACGUCAAAAAAAAGAAUCGAGCAACUGGGGGAGUGAAGCCAGGGGCAGAACAAGAGUAGUCGUAAGUCCCUGACGAGGGAAAGAUACUUCUGCUGCGCUUGCGGUCAACUGUCAGCUACAGUCUCAGGUGUCUGCGAUGGGUAGGGGUGAAAAUUUCGAGCAAUAGACUGGAAAGGAAUGCUUCAGGGGCGCCGGCGUGACUGCUGGAUAGGCGAGGGGCAUGCUUAGUUCUGUGCUUGCGUUUGCGAGACAAUAUGAAGGCGUCCAAAUCUGCAGGGGACCUCCAGAAACUCCUUUUCAAAGUGAAUUGACG
Molecule: messenger RNA, 3761 nt
Organism: Toxoplasma gondii ME49
Lineage: Eukaryota; Apicomplexa; Conoidasida; Eucoccidiorida; Sarcocystidae
Exons: 12
Coding region: 616-3507 (963 amino acids)
Biological process (GO): mitochondrial RNA processing; regulation of mitochondrial mRNA stability
Cellular component (GO): ribonucleoprotein granule; mitochondrial matrix
Molecular function (GO): RNA binding
Source: RefSeq, a predicted model, not a curated record